Messenger RNA from Oikopleura dioica, 2418 nucleotides. The record is from the annotation of a GenBank genome assembly. Lineage: Eukaryota; Metazoa; Chordata; Appendicularia; Copelata; Oikopleuridae.
AUGGGGGGAUUAGACAACGAUAUCGGUGUUUACGGUCGUUGUGGAGAAUGUAAUCAAAUCGUUCAUGCAUUAUCAAGUGCAUCUUUCGUUUAUUGCAGCGGCUGUGGAACAACGAAUCCUCUCAAUUCGCUGAAAAAUGCACGAGAAAGUUCCGUCUGCGAGAAGCUGCUACAACACAGCCUUGAUAUGAGUAAAUCGCUGGAGCUUGUGGCGUUUCGCGGCGUCCACAACUUCGAGGCGAAGCUUUUGUCGCCUUUCCUCAGCCGCUACGGGAUGGACAGAGACGGAGCACCCAAGCUUUUGCGAGAAAUGAACAUGGGCGACACUUUCGACUGCGCACUUUUGGCGAAUCGACAUUUCCGAAUCAGAGACAAGCAGAAAGCCAUUCCUGGAUCAGGAAAGGACAAAACAGUUUACCAGACCGGAUAUCUCGACGAUACCCUCACAGUUGUCGCCGAAGCCAAUCGCGUUCCAGAAGCACUUAUUGCCGCGCAUGCGGAUCCGGAUGGUCAUUGCCUGGUUCAUGCGAUUUCCAGGGCGAUUUCAGGAACUCAGCUUUUCUGGCACCCGCUUCGAAUGUCUAUCAAAGAACACCUGCAGUCAAAUCUUCUUCAAUACCGCAGAUUAAUGGUCAAUUACGUCGAGGACUCCGAGUGGCCGGUGAUCAUCGACGAAGCCGAUCCUUGUUAUUUAUCCGGCGGGGCGACUCUUGGAUUGAGAAACAUCCACGUCUUCGCUCUUGCAAAUGUCCUCAGACGGCCUAUCAUCCUGCUCGAUUCGCAAAACGGCAUGGGCAGUGUUGGAGACUACUCGGCGAUUUUCCUUCCCGUCCUGGCCGGACCGUCCAAAUGCAGAGACAAAAGCAACAGGCCUCACCCGCCGAUCGCGAUCGCAUGGGCAAGUCCAGGGCGAAAUCACUUCAUCCCCAUUCUCCCAAAGCAUUAUUCCAACGACCAACACAUCAUCCUCCCGAUGACAGUUCUACCUCCGGUCUGGCUCGUUUCGCAGGACGACUUGCAAGACUACGUGACCUUCAAAUCGACUCCAAGUGGAACAAAGGGAAUCCAGCUUGGCGGUGGGAUCGAGUUUUCCGACGGUUAUUUAGUCAAAUUAAUCGGCGCCAUGAGAAGAGCGUUUUCAGCGGAGGAAAAGGUUCAGACGUUCAUGAUCACGAAACUCUUCCGCGAUGUUUACAGAGAAACCGACUGCACCCCGGCUAAUAUCACCGCGAACUACAAAAAAGCAAUGGGAGAGUCGCGGCUUUUCAUCUGUCACAAUUGCGGCUCGAUCGGCGAAGUGGAUUCUUCAGAUUUGAAGCCUCUUGGAGACUCGUAUGAAUUAGUGAAGGAGCAGCAAGGCUACCUCCAAGACAACAAGACUUAUCAGUUGCCAAACAACAUGACCGGCAUCUACGUUGCCGAGCACGAUCAGCUUCAGCUCGUCUUCGAAAAUAGUCACCCAGAGUGCCUGUUUUGCGGAACUCCAACAACGAGUGUGAAGCACAAAACGAUGAGUCUCCUCGAUUUGAAACGAAGAAGUGCUUCGAAUGUCCAAAGACCAGCGGGGAAGACUCUGCCGAAUUCAGAGAGCAUCAACAAGAAGCAAAAAGCCAUCGAGGAACAGACCAAAUCAGAUGUUGCUGGCAAAUCCGGCAACUUGCGAAUCAAAAUCUGUCUCUCCGACGGGCGCAGUGACGUGAUGCAGUUUUCUUCAGAUGUAAAUACUUCAACCUUUCUGUCGCUGAUUUCGCAAAAGUUCGACGUUCCAGUCUCCACCCUCGCCCAAAUCCGAUCGGGCCAUCCUCCGAAACUCAUGGACAAGACAAAAUCCAACUCGCCCGUUGAAUUUUCAAACGGCGAUCGAGUCCAAGUAACUCUUCGAUCAUCUCCAGUCUCCAGCCCUGUCCCGACACCUUCUUCUGGAACAAGAAUCACGGAGCCUCUCGCUUCCUCAAUGUAUACAAAUUCAAUUCCGGAGAGCGUCAAAGACUUUUGGAAAGAAGCCCAGAACAAAGAUAAAACCUUCUUCAACGCGCUGCUCGAUGAUAUCGGCACAGGAAAGUUCACUUCGCUAUUCAAAGAAAACGGCGGCUACGCACAGCUGACGCGAAAUAUCAAACGUGCUCCAUUGGAAGAAGGGCAGCAUUACAACUUGAUGAACUUUCAAGAUGUUGUAUUCUGCUGGGAAGAUGGGGCUUUUAAAGUCUGUCUGGGUCCAGAAAAACACAAAGAAAUCAACGACGGAUACUUGUAUACAGUUACGGCGAAUGAUUUGAAGAAAAACUGCAUGAACUUGUCAAGAAUUCCCACCUCAGACAUUGGCCCUGGAAUCUCUCGCAUCAGCGGCACAGGAUCAGCAACCCACGUUAUCGAUAAGACCGAAGAGCUUGCGCGCCGCCUCGCAAACCGAAAAAACUAA